AUGAGGUUGGUGAGCUAGAAAAUUUCUAUGGAGUAGUACUCCACAUAACGAGCUGCAUUAGGGCCAGCAUGCGCGCAGUUUCUAUUAGUCAAAUAUCUCUGAGAUUCGAGCUUAUAUUGGGAUAGUUGUUGUUGUGUAGGAUCGAGCAAUAAAGCAAUGGUUUCAGUUGAACUCGUAGAAUCAGUAUAUAUCCACCUCUGAUUGCAACUACGUACAACCCGGAGAAUAUGGAGGAAAGCAGCAAGGAGCAAAAGGGCGAAGAAACAUCUGAAAAAGCUGUCGUCCAAAGCCAUGAUCUGAACAGAAAACCAAGGUUUAGGUGGACAGUGGAGGUCCAUGAUCACUUUGUUGAAGCAGUGAAUGAAUUAGGAGGUCCAUUUGAAGCAACUCCGAAGAAUAUAAUGAAACUCAUGGAUGAUGAAGAUAUCACUUCAGACCAUAUCAAAAGCCAUCUCCAGAAGUACAGACAGAGUAAAGACAUCAUCAGCACCCCUAAAGCUAGUAAAGGCAAGUUUUUCAAUAUCUUAUAUAGUAGUAGUAUAACUAUAUAUGGACAGUAUUGA
Nicotiana attenuata is the source of this 563-nucleotide messenger RNA. RefSeq names its product myb-related protein 1-like. Lineage: Eukaryota; Viridiplantae; Streptophyta; Magnoliopsida; Solanales; Solanaceae. Bases 228 to 563 code for a protein of 111 amino acids. The transcript has 4 exons. Gene Ontology annotation, molecular function: DNA-binding transcription factor activity; DNA binding. The record is from RefSeq and is a predicted model, not a curated record.